This is a messenger RNA of Blumeria graminis f. sp. triticale, 1515 nucleotides long. The record is from the annotation of a GenBank genome assembly. Lineage: Eukaryota; Fungi; Ascomycota; Leotiomycetes; Helotiales; Erysiphaceae.
AUGUCGGGCUCAAGUCAGCGACACAGUGAUGUCACAGGAUAUCUAAUACUCUUGGUUGCCGUAGCCACGCUAGGUCCUCUUCAAUACGGAUAUCACUUGGCUGAGCUCAAUGCCCCUCAAGACGUUAUAACCUGCCAUAGCUUAUUAGAAAGACGAAAUGUCUCUUCGAAAUCUCUCUCGAACCCUUCGCAAUGCAUCCCCAUGACUGAAGCGGAAUUUGCAGCUUUAUCAUCAAUUUACAUACUAGGGGGUUUGGUAGGCGCAAUAACAGCCGGGCCAAUUUCGAGUAGCCAUGGAAGACUACUGACAAUGCGAAUCACUGGGAUUUUCUUUAUUUUAGGCUCCUUGAUAGAAACUAUCGCAGAGUCAGUCCCUGUCAUGUCAACUGGACGUUUUCUAGCGGGGCUAGGGGCUGGCGCGGCCACAGUCGUAGCACCAAUGUAUAUUUCGGAAAUCUCACCAGUCGAAAAGAGAGGUUUAUUCGGAACCAUGACUCAAGCUAUGAUCAGCGUGGGAAUUUUCGUCACUCAAAGUCUAGGAUACUUCUUCAGUAGGGGUAUGCUCUGGAGAAUCAUACUUGGAGUCGGGGCUGGCUUUGGCCUCUUGCUUGGGGCUGGGCUUUGUUUUAUUCCAGAAAGUCCCUCAUGGCUAGCAUCACACCAUAAUCCUACGCUUGCUGUAAAAACGCUGCAGCGCAUUCGAGGCGCUGGUACCCCUAUUCACAAAGAAACGGCGGGCUGGAACGUGCAAGAGAUUAACGCAGAAGAGGAGCGCCUUAUACGCCCAACCGACUUGAGCUCUACAUCUCAAUAUGACCAGCAGAACUUAGCCACAUCCAACCUAAAGCUGCCAUCAGUUGGCUUUUUUGGCGUGAUACAAAAUCCAUUAUACCGUCCUGCCAUCAUGGCAGUCUGUGGAAUUAUGAUCGCACAGCAGUUGAGUGGCAUUAAUAGUAUCAUGAUGUACUCAGUGUCUCUACUACGCGGUGUUCUUCCUAUAUCAUCAAUACUACUAACCAUUGUCAUGUCAGCCAUGAAUGUCAUCACCACGAUUGUCUGCGCCCCGCUUGCUGAUCGAAUAGGUCGCAAGAGUUGCCUUUUAUUGUCGAUUGCCGGAAUGGGGACAAUGUCCUUAUUAUUGGCAAUAUCUCUCCGAAUGGAGUGGAAGCUAUUUUCUGCCAUAGCUGUGAUUUCGUUUGUUGCCUUUUUUGCGACUGGGUUAGGACCAGUCCCUUACAUUAUGGCAUCGGAAUUAGUUGGACAAGAAGCAGUUGGAGCAGCACAGAGUUGGGCCCUAGCGGCAAAUUACCUGGCAAGUUUUUUGGUAGCACAAUUUUUUCCCUUACUAAAUUCAUGGAUGAAUAACCGUUGGGGUGGGGCCGGAUGGGUGUAUUUUAUUUUCACGGCAUUAGCAGGCGUUAGUUGGGUAUUUGUCACGUAUUACAUACCCGAGACAAAUGGAAAAUCGGGGCCUGACGAAGUGUGGGGUCGCACAACUGGAGAAGUAGCGGAUUAG